GUCUGACCGACUGUCAAUUAAUAUUGGAGUACUACGUAUUACGUAGUAUAUUACUCCAGUACUCCGUAUUUGACUCUAAGGUGUCGGGGCUUACGUUCCCAUAAUCCUGGAGUGUAUGAACUACCCUUUAAAGCUCCUAGACAGUUGAAUCCGGAUCUAAUCACAGUCAACCUCGUCUGUACUGGCUCCAAAGGAUGAAUCCAGCAGGACUUACAUCACCUUUAGAGCUGCUCCUCCCACCACAUGAACCUGCUACCUUCAUUACCAUCCUCUCCCUUCUCAGUCGCUGAGCAACUCCGUGAAGGUAGGAAAAAUCAUUGGGAGCAAGACCUCUCUCAUCUCCCCUUGGUGGGAAUUGAACCCAAAACCUCCCACAAUGGAGAGACUCGAAGGAUGAUCCAGAAACUAAUGAGCAGUACUCAGCUCUUGAAAAUUGGAAAGAUCAACGUUUGACUCGUAGUGGCGAAUGGAAAACAAAAGAAGCACAUUAAAAAUAUACUCAAAUGAGCGAAGAGUACCAAACACAGCUAGGACAAACAGGGUCAUCGUCUUCAAUAAAUGAGAUUGAUAUUAUGCACCGGAACUUGAGAAGAUAUCGCGGACGCCAAAGCGGAGUGGGUCCUACCCUAUCAAAGGGUGCAUCUCGACGAGUGGAAGAUGGCACUACUUCAACAUUCCAAGACCACCGGGAUAUUCAAAUAAGUGAAUUGAAGGCAAAUCAAGAGUUGAUGCAAGCAAAUCAGAAGUUGGUGCUUCGUACCCUACAACAAUUUAUUCCUGGCUUUCAACUUCCUUCACGCAGCUCCGCAAAUGAUGUUCCUUCGACAUCAAGUGCUAACCAACUUUGAUGGAGUAUAUGGGUCUAGGCCCAGGACCCACAUACUCAGGAAAACAGAAGGCACAACUGUCACCCAGUGGGACCCUCAUCGGCCAGAUGACCCUCAUCGGCCGAAACGAAGUCAACCUAGAACAUGAUCCGGAAGCCAGAAGAACCGGGUCUUCGUCGGCCAUGCACUCGUCGGCUAUAAAGAACUCUCAGAACCGGAUUUUACACUUACUCAUCUGUAUACUCCAUCAUUUACUUUGUAUUCGGCCCAAUAGUGGUCCAGUUGUAAAUGGGCCUCCCCAAGCCCAAGGCUUGGGAGCCCAGCCCGUAUUUUUCCUAUAAAUACUUUUUCUGGAGGUAGUUGUAGGGGUUGGAAAAUCAUUUAUUGAAGCAUUUACUUGCACUUCUCUCUCUAACUCUCACUUCUCUGUAGAAUAUAACCUAUCAUUUGGUGCUCUCGUUGAGAGCUAGAACAAUCAAGUUAGCAUCCUUCGUCGCUACCAAGCACAGCUAACCACUGAUCAUGGGAAGAACUAAGUCAAACCGCAACCUCGUCAGCAAAGCCAUCCCCGAGGACCA
Cuscuta europaea is the source of this 1405-nucleotide messenger RNA. The record is from the annotation of a GenBank genome assembly. Lineage: Eukaryota; Viridiplantae; Streptophyta; Magnoliopsida; Solanales; Convolvulaceae.